CUUUUCUCAUCCAGGUCAAAAGGGCAGGUGCUUGAGCACCACUCGGGGUCAAUCUGUGCACGUGCCUGCUUCCACGUCUCUGAAUCAUCAGCUGAAACGACAUAUUUCUUCCAGGUGUGGUCAGAAUGGCGAAUUAUUAUCGAUAUCUACUGCUUAUGGUCCUUUGUGGCUGUCAUACAUGUUUCAGUGAUGAUUCCAUCCAAAAUGAGAUGGGUCCUCUUGAGCUUACAGAAAACAAUGGGACUCUCUAUGCUACAUGCAGAAUGCGGCCGAAUUCCAAACUCCCCACCGGCAUGCCAAAGAUUUAUGGGCAAGUGAUGUUCAAGCAGGCGCAUGCUGGCGGUAAUUUGAGUGUAGUCAUCAACCUACAUGGCUUCCCUGCUCCUGAUGGACAGCACAGAGCCAUCCACAUCCACCAGUACGGGGACCUGAGUGAGGGCUGCUCCUCCACUGGUGGUCAUUACAACCCCCUCUCAGUUAACCAUCCAGACCAUCCAGGAGACUUUGGCCACUUCCUGCCCUUGAAUGGGAAGAUUCGGCAGACACUGGAUUCUGAUGCCACACUCUUUGGUGGCCCAUCAGUUCUUGGCAGGUCGGUGGUGGUCCGUGCCAAGGAAGAUGACCUGGGUCUUGGCGGUGAUGCAGGAAGCCUCCUUCAUGGAAAUGCUGGAGAGAGAUUGGCAUGCUGUGUCAUUGGGAUGGCAAGGCCCAAACAUUAGGACCACUUUUGACGAAAACACAGGCAACUCUAAUAUUAAAAUUGAAUAAAUAAAAAAAUGUAAAAUUGA
Molecule: messenger RNA, 788 nt
Organism: Clupea harengus (Atlantic herring)
Lineage: Eukaryota; Metazoa; Chordata; Actinopteri; Clupeiformes; Clupeidae
Product: extracellular superoxide dismutase [Cu-Zn]-like
Biological process (GO): superoxide metabolic process
Molecular function (GO): copper ion binding
Source: RefSeq, a predicted model, not a curated record